Messenger RNA from Stomoxys calcitrans (stable fly), 4475 nucleotides. It is a transcript of the gene Nep4, whose product is annotated as neprilysin-4. The record is from RefSeq and is a predicted model, not a curated record. The coding region runs from base 480 to 3674 and encodes 1064 amino acids. Gene Ontology annotation, cellular component: plasma membrane. Gene Ontology annotation, biological process: protein processing. Lineage: Eukaryota; Metazoa; Arthropoda; Insecta; Diptera; Muscidae. The transcript has 4 exons. Gene Ontology annotation, molecular function: metalloendopeptidase activity.
GAGCCAGUCAGUCUGUUAGUUAGUAAGUGAACGCGAAUCAAAGCAAAUGGUCGCCAGUAGUCGCGUGCGGAGAUCGGCAGACCGCGAAAAAAACCAAAAAUAGUUGUAAAAGUCAAAAUCGAAAAAAAAAAUUCUAUUUCCCCUGAAUAUUCAAUUUUCCCGAUAAUUGGUUUCAUUGUGAUAAUUAAUUUUUCACAUACGAACGAACGAAAACACACACACAACAAGACACACUCGUGUGUGUGUGUGUGUGUCUUAUAGACGGGUAGUGCUCAAAAGUCAGAAUUUUCAUAUGCAAAUGAAUGUAUAAAGCUCGGCUGUUGAUGGUGAUGAUGAGGUCCAUUAAUUGGACUUAAUGAAAGAAAAAAAAACAGCAACAAAACGCCAGUUACAGCAAUCUUAGUUUAAGCAAAAAAAAAAAUUAGAACGUAAAUAAAAAAAUAAAGCGAAAUAGUUAAAUUAGAAAAAAAUUCAAAAAAAUGUCUAAUCAUGAGCGUUUGAGAGAGGAAAUGACACAAAAACGUGACUUGCCCACAAUGGCAUUGCCCCAGGUGCACCACACCAAUUCCCUGGGCUAUGGCAGUCGCACAUUUUCCAUAUCAUCUGCAUCCACACAGACCUAUGGCUCCCGUUUGGGUUUGGGAGUUAAUGCCCAGACUGGCCGUCUGCAGUGGUGCCCCGGUUUUACCUGUUGCAAACUUUUGAUUAUCCUUCCAGUCAUAAUGCUACCCAUCACCUUGGUACUCAUACUGCUGAUGCGCAUGGAUGGCAUGUUAAUGGCCUUGCAAAUGCAUCAACACCAUCAUCAUCAUCACCAUAGGCAGCCAUACGAUCAGGAGGCCCCCCUGUAUCUGGAGGAUUAUGAGGGAGUUUUGGACAAUGAUCCCUAUCAGGAUAUGAUCAACGAACAAUUGCUGAUACCGCAUGAGAAAAAACGCCUCAGCGAUGAGGAGCGCAUGAAACGCUGCAUAUCUUUUCGCUUUGGCCUCAGCGAAACCAUCGAUAUGGAGGAUCGCCAUAUAAUGAAGGAGGCCCGCACCUCUUUUCUGCCCCAAGAUACCACGGUGAUACCGCGCGAGUGUUUGGACAGUAUUGGCGGGAAUGGCCAUAUCAAUUACAACGACUACGAUUUGGAUGCCUUGCUCCACUCAUAUGGCGUGCGAAGAAGAAUUCGCCGAGAGCAAUCUUUACCCGAGGAACAAGUCAACAAUGAAGCCUCCACUGUAGAAGAAGUGGGAGCAGCCGAGGAUAUCGCUGUGGAAAGUGAAGCGCCUUCGAUAGCGGAAAGUUCGGCUCUGCAAUCUUUUUGGAAUGAGCAGGGCACCAAGGAGAGCUUAAGGGAGGCCCAAGCCCGCACCAUGAAAGAGUACAUGGACACCUCAGUGGAGCCUUGUGAUGAUUUCUAUCAGUAUGUCUGUGGCAAUUGGGAGAAGUAUCAUCCCAUACCCAAGGAUAAGGCCGGCUUCGAUACCUUCGAAAUGCUGAGGGAAAAUCUGGAUCUGGUUUUGCGGGAGCUGUUGGAGUCCAAGGUGCACGCCAAGAAAGUCCAACACAUUGUCUCCAAUACCUAUGACCAAUUACCCAAUACCCAGGCGGAUAUAGUGAGACCUUAUCAAUCCGAAACUGAUGAGGAACAACGUAGGGAAAAAUUACUUCAAAGUUUGGUGGCUGAACGAGAGGUGCUGGAUCACAUACUCAAGCGUUAUAAGCGCCAAGACCAACUGUUUACCAAUACCAAAAAGAAACGCUUCACCUCUUCGGCGGUGUCACAACACAAUGCCACUGAAAACCUGGGUAUUUAUUCGCACUAUAGGCAAAAAUCCCCGGCACACUUACCCAGUGUGAAACAGACGUCAGAUGCUGGCAAUGAUGCCCAAGUUAAGGCCCGUCAUCUUUAUCAGUCCUGCACCAACAUCAAAUUGCUGGAGAAGAGAGGCAUACAACCCCUGCUGGAGCUGGUGGAUAGUUUGGGGGGCUGGCCUGUUUUGGAUGACCACUGGAGGUCGGACAACUUUGAUUGGCUCAACCUUACCGCGCAUUUGCGCCGCUACAACAACGAUAUUCUCAUAGUGCAAUGGGUUGGUCCCGACAUCAAGAACUCCGAUGAGAACAUCAUACAGUUCGAUCAAACCAAUUUGGGUUUGCCCACCCGCGAAUAUUUCCUGCAGGAGGUCAAUGCCAAAUAUCUGCAUGCCUAUCAACGUUUCAUGGCCGAUAUCAUGCAUAAGCUGGGGGCCAAAAAAGCCAAAGCCGUUAAAGUGGCAGCAGAUUUGAUCAGCUUUGAGACCCAAUUGGCCUCCAUAACCGCUCCUGCCGAAAAGAGAUUGAAUGUCACAAAACUCUACAAACGCAUGACUCUCGGUGAUCUGCAUGACCUCAUACCUCAAAUCGAUUGGAUUCGCUAUCUUACAGUGCUGCAGCAAAGAACUAUACAGGAUACCGAAGAGGUGGUCAUCUAUGCCACCGAAUACAUGCAGGAGUUGGUCAAUCUCUUGGAUGGCACAGAUCCCGAAUUGAUUGCCAAUUAUUUGCUGUGGCGUUUUGUGCGCCAUCGCAUCAACAAUGUCGAUGAUCGCUUUGAUGACACCAAGCAAACCUUCUAUCACACCCUCUUUGGGCGUGAGGAGAGUCCCUCGCGCUGGAAGGUUUGCAUAUCCCAAGUCAAUACCAAUCUGGGCAUGGCCUUGGGCUCCAUGUUUGUGCGCAAAUAUUUCGAUGAGAACAGCAAACAGGAUACGCUGCGUAUGACACAUGAAUUGCAGCAGGCUUUCCGUGAGAUCCUCAAGACCACCGAUUGGCUAGAUCCCCAAACCAAACUCCUGGCCGAGCUUAAGGUCAAUGCCAUGUCUUUAAAAAUCGGUUAUCCCGACUUCAUACUCAACACCGACGAGCUCAAUGAAAAAUAUGCCGGCAUUGACAUUGAUCCCGAUAAGUAUUUUGAAAAUACCCUCAAUGUGCUGUUGCACACCACACGCACCGAACAGAAUAAGCUGCAUGAGCCGGUGAAUAAAACCACUUGGCAGACGGCUCCGGCCAUAGUCAAUGCCUACUAUAGUCGCAAUAAAAAUCAAAUAAUGUUCCCUGCUGGUAUUUUGCAACCACCCUUCUAUCAUCGCCAUUUUCCCAGAGCCUUGAAUUUUGGCGGCAUCGGUGUGGUCAUAGGCCAUGAGUUGACACAUGGCUUCGAUGAUAAGGGACGUCUUUUCGAUCGCAAUGGCAGCAUACACAAGUGGUGGACGGACUCAUCGAUCAAGGGCUUCGAUGAGAGGGCGCGAUGUAUUAUAGCACAAUAUGGCAACUAUACGGUGGGCGAAGUGGGCAUAGCGCUCAAUGGUGAAAGCACUCAAGGUGAAAAUAUAGCUGAUAAUGGGGGUAUACGCCAAGCCUUUCAUGCCUAUAAAAAAUGGCUUCUCGACAAUCCUGGGGAAGCCCAAGAUGAACAUUUACCCGGCAUCAAUAUGACAGGCGAGCAGUUGUUCUUCCUCAAUUUCGGUCAAGUGUGGUGUGGUGCCAUGCGACCGGAGGCAGUGCGAAAUAAACUCAAUACAGCCAUCCAUAGUCCGGGAAGAUUUCGAGUCAUUGGCACUGUUUCGAAUUCACCUGAUUUUGCCAAAGAAUUCAAUUGUCCAUUGGGUUCACCCAUGAACCCUUUACACAAGUGCAGUGUAUGGUAGUGUUAGUAUAACAACGUAUUGUAGUUGAAAUCAAAGUAAAGGAGAAUGCCUCACAACUAAAAUAGACUUUAAACGACAUAAACAAUUUGGAAGACUUCAGAACCAGAAAUUAUUUUAAGGCUCCCAUUGCGGCAGGCAACCUAAACAUUGGGGACAAUGUCAUCAUUUUUCAUUGUCCGACAUAGUUUAUUUUCUAUUUUUUCGACGUCGUACGUUUGCUGUAAAUCUCAUCAACAUCAAAACAAAAAUCACCGAAAUUGUCUGUAAACAAACGCUGGCCCACCAUCAUAACAACAACAAUAACAAAAACAUACCUUUGACAAAAUGUUUUUUGUUCAUAGGUUUUUGAAACGAAAAAAAAAACGAAAUUGAAGUGUUGGCUCAUGUUGAGCCUUCGAGGUUGAGUUUUCAUUUAAAUUGUCAUCAAUUUAAAUUGUUUGCUGCUUGCGAGUGAUGAUGCUGCUGCUGGCGCUGACUUUGCUGUCUGUAUACACUACACUGUGUUAAUGUUACUGCUGCUGCGACAGUCAUGAUGAUGAUGUCUAUUAAGUUCCCAUACAACCACAAACAAAUAAAAAUAAAUCUUUCAAAUGAUUUCCAAACCUUCAAAAUCUAAUAGACAAUCUGCAUAACAUGCGAUAACAUUUUUCAUUGCCAAGAAAAAAACACAGCAAUAGGACAAUUAAAUUUCGUUUUCAUAUUACAAGAGAUGCAACACUAUGUGCCACAAACCAAAUGUAUUAUUGAAAAAAAAAAAAUACAAAUCUUUAACCAGUAAAUAUGUAGUGCUGAAUUUAUUUU